UGAAACUCAUUCCCACUGGUUAUGGCUCUGCUAUAACCUUGUUUGUCGAAAUUUAGUUACAUUCUCGUACUCACAUAUACAAUGGGAACAGCUCACAGUAGUCACACUAACCUUGGAAGCGAAUGCACGUCUUAUGAUGCCGGUGCCACCGGUAGCAUAGCACGUUGGGGGAAAUCAUUUGAAGUUUCCAUGGGCCAUAACAAAGAAAACGACAACACAGAUGUUUGGGGUGUGAAAUACAAAACAUGUCAGAAAAAGAACACGUGUGGUUUUAAUCUGAAGGCAAGCCGUGACAGCAACGGUGUGGAGAGCAUACAUUUCGGACUAGGUGACUUUGGCGACAACAAAACCGAAUUCGCGGUGAAAAUCACGAGGGUUAGUCGUGAUGGUCUCCGAGGAGGGAUAAGCGGAAUCGAUUCUUGUAAUGCUCCGGUGUCCUUCACGAGGGCGAAACAAGAUCACACAAUAGAGACAACCUUGGUCGCAUACGGUUGUUCCUUCAGAGAGGGUCUUUUUGUUUUGGAGAUGAAGAAAAAGGUUAACAGUGAGCAUGCUUAUAUGGUGAACAUGGCACACUAUUAUAUUACGAAAGAUGUCGGUCUUUCUGUUGAGGCCAAAAUUCUUCGCAGGAAAAGUUGUUUCUGUGUUGAAGUGGAAGGUCCUUUCAAGCAUCCCAGUGAGGAGUUACGUAAGGUCAUUGUCAAAACGCGUAGAACCGGGAUUUGGUCGCGUAGUGCUUGUUCUCAUUGUAACGCUGCAAAACUUAGUAGCAGUGAUGGUGGAAAGAGUGGAGAAUCCAAGUCAUCUUUGAAAGCUGAACCAAGUUCACAGAAGGGGCAUGAUAUAGUAGGUCAAAUUUCUAAUCAUGCUUUCUCCAGCAGUAUCAAGGAACAGUACAACAAAGGCCUUAUCAAUUCAACUGGAUACACAUCAGAUGUACAAGAUUAUUGGAUUUCAUACAAAUCUUGGAACAGAGGCUAA
Vigna radiata var. radiata (mung bean) is the source of this 981-nucleotide messenger RNA. RefSeq lists its product as uncharacterized. NCBI's taxonomy places the organism in Eukaryota, Viridiplantae, Streptophyta, Magnoliopsida, Fabales, Fabaceae. Bases 82 to 981 code for a protein of 299 amino acids. The record is from RefSeq and is a predicted model, not a curated record. The transcript has 2 exons.